CGUCCGUACGCGGGCCGAUGGCUCGGCAGCCGUCUGGACCAAUGAGAGCGCCUCACUCCGCGCGGUCGAUGUCUCGACCAAUGGGAGCGCCGUAUCCCAGCCCGCAGAUUAAAACAGAUAUCCAGCAUACCACUUUAUUGCAGUUGGAUAUUUGAAAUCUCCUUUCAUUCAGACCCCAGAAAAGUUAUCAUGUACUGACCAUAAUGAACGGGAGAAUAUUUGUAGAGACAUUAAAGAAAAUUGGUUAUCCUAAUGCCAAUCAAUUAAAUGGGGAACAUUUUGAUUGGUGGUUUGACAUUGGCGAUGAAAGAAUGUUUGUAGAAUGGUUCUGCAAUACUGUAAAUGAACAGAAUGUAUUAACAGAAGAAGAGUUGAGUGGAUUGAAAAGACUGGAAGUUGAAGAUCGUCUUUUGGAUCAGAAAGACUUGGAUCAGGUCUUGGAGACGUGUCCUAAAGAUGUGAAAUCAAAAUAUGGCAGCUUGGCAGAGAUGACCAUUGAGGAACUGGAAAAGGAAGUUGAGGCACUGCAGUUAACUCGAAGUCUUAAAAUUCAGCGACGAAAUAAGCAACAAAUGAUGGCCAGUAGAAUACAUCAUAUGCCAAUGCGGCUAAGGGAUGAGGAGGAAGAAUGUGCCAGGUUGUUGAGAGAAACACAUGAACAACUGACUGUGGAAAAUGCUGAAUUAAAUAGUACACUGUUAAAGAUUCAAGAAGUAGUUCAGGAGCUAAGUUCUACAUAUUCAGACACUGAGUCAGGAAAGAUACCAGAGCAAGAGGUUGUCUUCCUGUCACAACUUGUAUUGGACCAGUAUUUGCUACAAGAAGAACAAUGCACAGCAGCUCUCACUGAAUAUACCAAGAAACAGCUUUUUAAGGGCAUAGCGGAGCUGGUUGAAAGCUCUGAUGUAGAAAAAUUUCAGCUGGUGGACUUAACAUCUCAGCCUAUACAUGGAGAAUGCGAUGAGGUCCUUGAAUAUAAGAAACAAAUGGCUAGAAUCCAAGCAGCAUACAGCAGUAGCCAGCAUCUGUUAAUUCUGGCUAAAGCAAAGGAACAAAGUACGGAGGCUAGACUUCAAUACAUGGAACAGAUAAUCUCGUCAAUACAAAACAGAAAGCUGAUCGAUGAUGCAAAUGGUGCAAAAGCCAAGAAGAAUAGUUUGUCCAAAGAACUGACUGCGAUAAAUAUCCAAAUUGAACAGCUAAUUAACAACGAGCUUCCUGAUCUGAUUGUUGAGAAUGCACAACUCUUAAAUAUGCCUGUUGUGAAAGGUAAUUUUGAUCUACAGAUGUCCCGCCAAGACUACUAUACCUCCAAGCAGGACCAGGUUGCUAGUCAGCUGAUCAAGCAGAAAGCUCGAUUUGAACUACUUCAGCUAGCAUACGAGAUGGAACUGUGUAAACAUCGAGAGACCCAUCGGCAUCUUGAGAACCUGACCACGGAGCUCAAUCAAACUAGAGGAGAAUUUGUGCAGCGUUUGGAUAUGCUGUCUGAUAAGUCUCUAUUGUCAAGUAAUAAACAGCGGACCAUAAUUGAUUCAAGUGAUACCUCUACCGUCAGACUCUCUGAGAUGUUUGUGGGAGACAACAAGCAGCAGCUGUUCAAAACUUACAGUGGUCUGGAAGAGGAAGCCAAAAAUCUCCAGCAGGAACUUGCUUAUUUAAAGGACCAGUGAGAGCAUCAAUGUGCCAGCAGUCUUACCUGCAGUCAGCACUAGAAUCUGACAUUGAGAAACUUCAGAGUGUUAUGUAUACUGGAUCCAAGCAGCUUUUACUUCAUUGUGAGGAACUGUCAGAACCUCUUCAAAGAUUGGAAAAUCAAUUGCAGAGACUACCCCAGAUCAUCGGAAAUAUAGCUGAUGAUAUCAAGUCAAAACGUCAAAUGUUGGCAAGCAGCUUCAGCUGUAGAGGCGAGAGAAUUCUGUAUGUCC
This is a messenger RNA of Pristis pectinata (smalltooth sawfish), 1928 nucleotides long. RefSeq names its product HAUS augmin-like complex, subunit 3 (gene haus3). The record is from RefSeq and is a predicted model, not a curated record. The transcript has 5 exons. The coding region runs from base 204 to 1673 and encodes 489 amino acids. Gene Ontology annotation, biological process: spindle assembly; centrosome cycle. Gene Ontology annotation, cellular component: centrosome; HAUS complex; mitotic spindle. Lineage: Eukaryota; Metazoa; Chordata; Chondrichthyes; Rhinopristiformes; Pristidae.